Dovyalis caffra is the source of this 435-nucleotide messenger RNA. NCBI's taxonomy places the organism in Eukaryota, Viridiplantae, Streptophyta, Magnoliopsida, Malpighiales, Salicaceae. The record is from the annotation of a GenBank genome assembly.
AUGCAAAAAAAGCCAGACAACGCACACCCAAUUUUGCAUACGCACUCACAAUUACGGUUGAAGUUGAAAAUGGUUAAGAUAGCGUGCAGCACCACGGCUGCGAAUGUUGUCGCAAAUGAUGUUCAGGGCAACUGGUGCAUUGCUAAACCAUCGGCAUACAAUUUUCAGCUUUUGCGCAACAUAGAUUAUAGCUGUGGACAAAAUGGAGUGGACUGUCGGCCAAUUCAACCAGGUGGUAGCUGCUUUCGUCCAGACACUGCCUUUGCACAUGCCUCAUAUGCCAUGAAUCUCUUCUUCAAGGCUGCAGGAAAGCACCCAUGGGAUUGCCAUUUCAAUGGUACUGGCAUUGCUGUUACUCAGGACCCAUGUAAGUAUCCAGUUGAAAUUCUUCCUUUGGUACCUGUACCUAUCCCAUGUGAUGAUAAGAGAACUUGA